Molecule: messenger RNA, 1993 nt
Organism: Rosa chinensis
Lineage: Eukaryota; Viridiplantae; Streptophyta; Magnoliopsida; Rosales; Rosaceae
Product: (-)-germacrene D synthase
Exons: 7
Coding region: 251-1930 (559 amino acids)
Biological process (GO): diterpenoid biosynthetic process
Molecular function (GO): terpene synthase activity; magnesium ion binding
Source: RefSeq, a predicted model, not a curated record
AAAAUGUGAGUAAGAAAAAAGAUCAAAGCAAGGGCUGGGAUUGUGCCACGAGAAUUGGUCGGGAAAGCAUAAUUAAGCAAGACCCUUUGCUUUAGUUAAUCAAUCAACACGUGCAGCUAGCACAUUCGACUGUUUACCUUUUUUAGUUUUUCUUUUGUCUUUUUCUAUUUUGGUACCAACACGUGCAUCUAGCACUUAUAUAUAUUCUUUCAAACUUCUUCUACUCACGCAAAGCCAUUCAUACAAGAAAAUGUCUCUCCAAAUUUUAGCAUCUCAAGCUCAAAGGCCAGAUGCCGUUACUGAUGUUAAGCGACCUUCAGCUAAUUUUACCCCAAGCAUUUGGGGUGAUCAUUUUCUCUCUUAUGCUACCACGGAAGUUGACAUUAAACUUGAGCAACAUGUCCGAGAACUGAAAGAAGAGGUGAAAAGAAUGCUAAUAGACUCCUUCAAAAACCCUUCACAACAAUUGGACUUGGUUGAUGACAUUCAACGCCUAGGCGUGUCCUAUCAUUUUGAAAAUGAGAUUGAUGAAAUUUUGAAACAAAUUCACCACAACUACUCUUAUGGUAGUGAAGAUGACCUUUACACUACUGCUCUCUGUUUUCGAUUGCUGAGACAACAAGGUUACAAUGUUUCAUGCGAUAUGUUCAACAAGUACAUGGAAGCAAAUGAUCAAAAAUUUAAGGCAUCUCUCGUGAGUGAUGUAUCAGGACUAUUAAGCUUGUAUGAAGCCGCCCAUCUUAGGAUACAGGGAGAAGACAUACUUGAAGAGGCUCUAGCUUUCACCACCACUCAUCUUGAGUCGAUCAAACACAGUUUAAGCCCUCCAAUUUCGAAACAAGUAGCUCAUUCCUUAAUUCAGCCACUUCGGAAGGGCAUCACAAGGGUGGAAGCUAGAUAUUACUUGUCAAUCUAUCAUGAACGCGAUUCACAUAAUGAGACUCUCCUGACUUUUGCAAAGUUGGAUUUCAACCUGUUGCAGCAAGUCCAUCAAAAGGAACUAUGUGAAAUUACAAGGUGGUGGAAGGACUUGGACGUGAGAAACACCUUGCCGUUUAUAAGAGAUAGGGUUACCAAAGCUUACUUCGUCUGGGUUUUGUCAGUGUACUUCGAACCUCAAUAUUCCUUUGCUAGGAGGACAUCAUGCAAAGUCACCGCCAUGACAUCUAUUAUGGAUGACAUUUAUGAUGCCUAUGGCACACUUGAAGAACUGGAGCUCUUUACUAAAGCUAUUCAAAGGUGGGACAUCUGUGCCAUAGAUCUGUUACCUGCAGAUUAUAUGAAAGUCUGUUAUAAGGCACUGUUAGAAGUCUACACUGAAAUUGAAGAAGAGCUUGCAAAGGAAAAAAAGUUGUAUCGAAUCCACUACGCCAGAGAAGCUAUGAAAAAGCAAGCUGAAAAUUACUUCCUUGAAGCUAAAUGGUUGCACCAGAAACACAUACCAGGAAUGGAUGAAUACAUGACCGUAGCUUUAGUGACCACAGGCUACCCUAUGCUAAUAACAACAUCUUUUGUUGGAAUGGGAGAUAUUGCUACACAAGACUCCUUCGAUUGGUUGGCCACUUAUCCAAAGGCUGUAAAAGCGGUUGCGGUAGUUGGCCGACUCAUGGAUGACAUAGCGGACCAUAAGUUUGAGCAAAAGAGAGGACAUGUUAUAGCCUCAGCUGUAGAGUGCUACAUGAAAGAAUAUGGUGCCACAGAAGAAGAAGCAAUAAUCGAAUUGCGUAGGAAAGUGAGUGACGCAUGGAAGGACUUAAAUGAAUCGUUCCUCCUCCCUAAUGUUGUUCCGAGGCCAUUGCUGACUCGAAUUAUUAACUUUGCAUGUGCCACGGAUGUUGUAUACAAGUACGGAAACGGUUACACUACUCUGCAUGAUACUGUGCUCAAGGAUUUUGUAAUUUCUACACUUGUCCAACCCGUGCCUGUAUAAACUUCAUAUCAUGUACGUUUCCUAUGUAUCUUAAUACAUAUGAUGGGUUGUCGUUGUUCGGUA